AUGGGCUUCUUUACGAUUCAAACCAAUCAUUCAAUGAUACAAACACUGGACAAAGAGGUCUACUAUCAUAUGAACGAACCGGACAUCACUUCAAGCCGUAUAGCGGAUGGUGAGGAAGCUGUGGUGAUGGGUAAACCAUUACAGGCACCAUGGGCAGUUAGCAUCCACUUCAAAGCACUAGGCGUUAUCAGCACAAACCUGUGUUCAGGUGUAUUAAUUGCAAUGAAUUGGGUCUUAACGGCUGCCCAUUGUAUUGACAGCUCUUUGAUUGGAAAAACAGCGAUAAGGGCCUCACCCUUUGCCAGCGCCGGCUUUCAGACCCGACACGUGAACCAGACAUUUAACUCGUCAAGCGGUGCGGAUUUGGCUUUGAUUCAAACGGACCGACCCUUUGGCCGACUCCGUGACCGCGUAUUGAAGAGACACUACUCUAUAAACACUGUAUGUCUGCCGCAAAUAAAUCGUACGUUUACUUCGGGAAAUGUGACGGUUUUUGGUUUCGGUUAUAUCAGUGAUAAGGGCUGGCAAUCCGAUAAACUACAGAAAGCUAUACUAAAGCUGUGGGCCAUUGAUUUGGUAUCAGUCGUGUUUUGUAAAGUCCCUGACUAUAAUAGGCUGUGCGCCUCGUCUAUCAAAGGCCGUACCUGUCGAGGUGAUUCGGGCGGCGGUUGGGUUCAGUAUAACGACCGGUACGGGACUCAAGCGGUGGUUAUUGGCAUUCAUAAAGGUUCUGAUCGGGUCUCUACGGGGUGUAGCGAUUAUAAGAAUCACCAGAAAUAUGGCAUAAAUACCAAUGAAUGCGGUCUAAGAUAUGAACCGAUUUUAGUUAAUAUAAAUUAUCCACAAAAAUGCUUUCAAACCAAUCACUCAAUACUUCAAACACUGGACAAAGAAGUCUACUAUCAUAUGAACGAACCGGACAUCACUUCAAGUCGUAUAACAGAUGGCGAGGACGCAGUGAUGUCGGGUAAACCCCUAAUAGCACCAUGGGCAGUUAGUAUUCAUUUCAGAGCACUGGGCGUUAUUAGCACAGACCUGUGUUCCGGUGUAUUAAUUGCAAUGAAUUGGGUCUUAACGGCCGCCCAUUGUUUACAUGACCAUUGGAGUAAACAAUGGGUGAUAAGGGCCUCGCCGUAUAAGAGCGCAGGCUUUCAAACGCGAUACAUGAAGACAUUUAUAGCGUCCAACGAAUCCGACGUGGGUUUGAUUCAAACGGGUCGACCCUUUGACCGACUCCGGGACCGCACCCUAAAGAGACACUACUCUGUAAACACCGUAUGUCUGCCGGAAAUGAAUAAGAAUUUUAGUUCUGGAAAUGUGACGGUUUUUGGUUUCGGAGUCACCGGAGACGACGAUUUGACAUCCGAUAAACUACAGAAAGCUAUACUAGAGCUCUGGUCCUAUGAUGUGAUGUCUGACCAGUGGUGUGCUAUUAAUUACGGCAAUAAUACAAUCUGCGGCUCGUCUAUCAAAGGCCGGUUAUGUCAAGGCGAUUCUGGCGGCGGGUGGAUACGUUAUAACGACCGGUACGGGACUGAAGGGGUAGUGUUGGGCAUCCAUUCAAAAUCCGAAAGAAAAUGCUUUCAAACCAAUCAUUCAAUGAUACAAAUACUGGACAAAGAAGUCUACUAUCAUAUGUACAAACCGGACAUCACUUUAAGCCGUAUAGUGGAUGGUGAAAAUGCUGUGGUAUCUGGCAAACCAUUGCAAGCACCAUGGGCAGUCAGCAUUCACUUUAGACUUCUUAAUAUUCUAGACUACGAGGACUGUUCCGGUGUAUUGAUUGCCAUGAAUUGGAUCUUAACGGCCGCACAUUGUAUUGAUAGCCGUUUAUAUGGAAAAUAUGUGUUAAGAGCGUCGCCGUACAGAAGCGCCGGCUUUCAGACGCGACAUAUUAACCAAACAUUUAACUCGUCGAGCGGUGCGGACAUUGCUUUGAUUCAAACGGACCGACCAUUUGACCGACUUCGGGACCGAACCCUAAAGAGACACUACUCUAUAAACACCGUAUGUCUGCCGGAAAUGAAUAAAAAUUUUAGUUCAGGAAAUGUUACGGUUUUUGGUUUCGGUUACACCGGAGACGACGGUUCGCGAUCCGACAAACUACAUAAUGCUAUACUAGAAUUGUGGUCUUUUGAUCCAUGGGACCUCAAGGGUGAUUCUGGCAGCGGUUGGAUUAGAUAUAACGAUUGGUACGGGACUCAGGCUAUAGUGUUGGGCAUCCAUUCAGAAUCGGAAAUAUUUAGUAAAUUUUGCAGUACUGGCAGAAUAUUUAUUAUCUCACAAUUGACUGCAGAAAUGAAUGCAGAGUUUGUAUCGAAAGGCGAUUACAAGAAUCACCAGAAAUAUGGCAUAAAUACCAAUGAAUGCGGUCUAAAAUAUGAACCGAUUUUAGUUAAUAUAAGUUAUCCGAAGAAAUGCUUUCAAACCAAUCAUUCAAUGAUACAAAUUCUGGACAAAGAAGUCUACAAUCAUAUGAACGAACCGGACAUCACUUCAAGCCGUGUAGCGGAUGGCGAGGACGCUGUGGUAUCUGGCAAACCAUUACAAGCACCAUGGGCAUAUUGUUCCGGUGUUUUGAUUGCUAUGAAUUGGGUUUUAACGGCCGCUCACUGUGUAGAAGAUCAUUGGAGUGGAAAAUUUGUAAUAAGGGCCUCACCCUUUGCCAGCCGAGGCUUUCAGACCCGACAUAUUAACCAAACAUUUAACUCGUCGAGCGGUGCGGACGUGACUUUAAUUCAAACGGACCGACCCUUUACUCGGCUCCGGGACCGCACACUAAAGAGACACUACUCUAUAAACACCGUAUGUCUGCCGGAAAUGCAUCGGACUUUUGAUUUGGGAAAUGUGACGGUAUUUGGUUUCGGAUACACCGGAGACGACAGGUCGCGAUCCGAUAAACUACAGAAAGCUAUACUAGAAUUGUGGUCUUAUGAUCCGGUGGACCACUAUGUGUGUGAUCUGCGUUAUGGCAAGAAUCACAUGUGUGCCAGAUCUAUGAAGGGUCGCUUAUGUGGGGGCGAUUCGGGCAGCGGUUGGAUCCGAUAUAACGACCGGUUCGGCACUCAAGCAGUCGUAUUAGGCGUCUAUUCAAGAGGGGAUUCAAAAGGUGUUGUGUGCAGCAAACGGCGGGAAAUAGCCGUCUCUGUAUCGCAUGAAAUGCAAUGGAUUUUGAAUACUAUUUCAAACAAUAUUUCAUAA
This is a messenger RNA of Medioppia subpectinata, 3201 nucleotides long. The record is from the annotation of a GenBank genome assembly. NCBI's taxonomy places the organism in Eukaryota, Metazoa, Arthropoda, Arachnida, Sarcoptiformes, Oppiidae.